CCCUGGUCCAGGACCAAGCACACUCGCACCGCCAUGCAGCCCACCGUCCAGCCCCCAGUCCACCGCGGCAUGCACCACCUCGACCGCGACGCCUUCAACACCACCCUCACCGUCCUCGCAGCUCGCCUCCCCGCCACCAGCACCACCCAGUUCAUGCAAAAGGACGCCAAAGACUACAUCCUCCGACUCCGAAGCGUCGCCGCCGUCGCCCCAGACGACUCGCCAGAGCACCGCCGCGUCCUCUUGCGCACAGCAGACCGCUCCGCUCUCCCCACCCACCUCCUCGACACGCUCAAGCGCAGCGACGCCAGCCUCGUCGAGCACAAGGUCACGUUCGGCUACGACUACUUCACCUCUGACCAGAUCCUCCAGGCCGUCCUUCCCGAGGACAUUCUCGACGAGUCGCCGACAGCGUUCACCCAGGUCGGCCACAUCGCCCACCUCAACCUGCGCGAGCAGUACCUCCCGCACAAGCACCUCAUCGGCCAGGUCAUCCUCGACAAGAACCGCACGCUGCGCACCGUCGUCAACAAACUCGACAUGAUCGACAACGUCUACCGCAACUUUGCCAUGGAGGUCCUCGCCGGCGACGCCGACUUUGUUGUCGAGAUGGCCGAGCACGACUGCAAGUUCCGGUUCGACUUCUCCAAGGUGUACUGGAACUCGCGCCUGCAGACCGAGCACGCCCGCCUCGUGUCGACCUUUUCGCCCGACGACGUCAUCGUCGACGGCUUUGCCGGCGUCGGGCCCUUUUCGAUCCCGGCCGGCAAGAAAGGGUGCGCCGUCCUCGCGAGCGACCUCAACCCGGCGAGCGCAGAGGCCCUCAAGGACAACGCGUCGCUCAACAAGGUCGAGCGCAACGUGCGCACCUUUAACGAGGACGGGCGCGACUUUAUUCGCCGCUCGGUCCUCGCCAUCUGGAACGAGCCGUUCCCGGCCUACGUCCCGACCCUGUCGUCUCGCGAGCGCGCACGACGAGCACGCGCCGCCAACGCCGCCAAAGCCGCCGCCAAGACGGCGCCGCCUCCUCCUUCCUCUUCUUCCACCUCCCCCUCCCCUCCCGCCGACUCUCUCGCCGCCCUCUCCCUCAACCCUGCACCAUCCGCCGACUCUCCCGCACCCGCACCCGCACCCGAACCCGCGCCCUCAAAGCCCCAACGGCGGCUCCCGAACCACUACAUCAUGAACCUGCCCGCAUCGGCCCUCACCUUCCUCGACGCGUUUCGGGGCCUGUACCGCCCGCUGUACGACCUCGUCGGCGAGCAUGAGGCGCACAAGGCGAUCGACGAGGCGGGCGGGCUCCCCUUCGUGCACUGCUACUGCUUCACCAAGGAGAUUGAGCGCGCCGAGGAGGACAUUUGCGAGCGCGCAACCGCCGUCCUCGGCUUUGACGUGCACCCAGGGCUCGCCGACUUUGCCGUGCGCUUCGUGCGCGACGUCGCACCGAGGAAGGAGAUGUACGUGCUCGAGUUCAGGCUCACUGACGACAUGGUGCGGUAGAUCUCGAGUGGGCGGGUCGUGCAUCGAGGGCUUUCUUGAGCUCCCU
Molecule: messenger RNA, 1546 nt
Organism: Rhodotorula graminis WP1
Lineage: Eukaryota; Fungi; Basidiomycota; Microbotryomycetes; Sporidiobolales; Sporidiobolaceae
Exons: 9
Coding region: 34-1500 (488 amino acids)
Biological process (GO): tRNA N1-guanine methylation
Cellular component (GO): cytoplasm
Source: RefSeq, a predicted model, not a curated record